Messenger RNA from Cucumis sativus (cucumber), 1835 nucleotides. RefSeq names its product cytochrome P450 81Q32. The transcript has 2 exons. The coding region runs from base 113 to 1681 and encodes 522 amino acids. Lineage: Eukaryota; Viridiplantae; Streptophyta; Magnoliopsida; Cucurbitales; Cucurbitaceae. The record is from RefSeq and is a predicted model, not a curated record. Gene Ontology annotation, molecular function: iron ion binding; monooxygenase activity; oxidoreductase activity, acting on paired donors, with incorporation or reduction of molecular oxygen.
CGACACUAUAAUCAAAUCUAAUUCUGAUCCAAUUAUUCCCACAUCCCAUGUCCAUCCUUUAUUAGUAGAAUCUGUUCCCAUUUCACUGCCAGUUUCUACUAAUUAAGGUAUAAUGUUUCAGUUCGUCGGGUUGUUUCUUCACUUCCUUGACCAACUUCUUCUACUUUUCCCACUAAUAAUAAUCAUCAUCUUCCUCCUCCUCCGUUUCCUUCGAUCCAAUAACCCUGGCCAGAGGCGGCUCCCGCCGAGCCCGCCUGGGGGUUCCUUCCCCAUUCUUGGUCAUCUUAAUCUCCUCAAGAACCCCCUCCACCGCACCCUCGCAAAACUCUCCGCCAAACACGGCCCCAUUCUUCUCCUCCACUUCGGCUCCCGCCCCGUCCUCCUAAUCUCCUCCCCAUCCGCCGCGCAAGAAUGUCUAACCAAAAACGACAUUGCUUUUGCCUCCCGCCCUCGCCUCUCCGUCGGAAAACACCUUGGCUGCAAUUACACAAACAUCCUUUGGGCCCCCUAUGGACCCCAUUGGCGCAACCAAAGACGCAUCGCCACCCUCCAGAUUCUCUCACCCGCCCGAAUCCAUAUGUACGGUAGCGUGAGAACAGAGGAAGUGAAGUUCUUGAUUCGCAGGCUGUGCGGAGGCACUGGAGAAAAUGGGUUUCGAAUGGUGGAGAUGAAGAAGGUGUUUUUCGAGACGGUUCUUAAUGUGAUGAUGAGGAUGAUCGCUGGUAAGCGGUAUUGCGGGGAGAGAGAAUCGGAGGAAGCAGAGAGAUUCAGAGAGAUUGUGAAAGAAGGGUUUAAAGUGAGUGGGGCUACGAAUAUGGGGGACUUUCUGCCAAAUUUUUUGAAAUGGGUUGGGUUGUGGAGUGGAAUUGAGAAAAGGAUGGAGAGAUUACAAGGUUUGAGAGAUGGGUUUAUGCAGAAUUUGAUUGAGGAACGACGAAGGAUGAGAAGGGAUAAAGGAGAUGAAAUGAAAGAAUCCAGAGUAAUGGCGGAUGUUCUUUUGGAUUUGCAACAAACUGAACCUCACUAUUAUACGGAUGCUUUCAUUCGAGGCAUGAUGCAAGGGAUGCUAUCAGCAGGGACAGACACAUCAUCAGCAACAAUGGAAUGGGCAUUUUCACUACUACUCAACCACCCUAAUUCUCUCCUCAAAGUUCAAGAAGAAAUCGACACCCACGUGGGUCCAAACAGACUCCUUCAAGAAUCCGAUCUCUCAAACCUACCCUUCCUCAACUCUGUUCUCAAAGAGACCCUCCGCAUUUACCCAGUCGCCCCAUUGCUGGUUCCUCACGAGUCCUCCCAAGACUGCGUCGUUGGAGGCUUCCACGUGCCUCGCGGCACAAUGUUGCUUGUAAACAACUGGGCCAUUCAAAACGACAGUGAUUCAUGGCCGGACCCAGCAGAGUUUAAGCCGGAGAGGUUCCAGGAUGCAGGGGAAGUGGAGGAGGGGUUGCGGUGGCUGCCGUUUGGGGCGGGGCGGAGGGGUUGUCCCGGCGAGGGAUUGGCUAUGCGGAUGGUGGGGCUUACUUUGGGGUGUUUGAUUCAGUGUUUUGAGUGGCGGAGAGUGGGGGAGGAGAUGGUGGAUAUGAGCGAAGGCGGUGGCCUUACAAUGCCCAGAGCCAGACCAUUAUGGGCCAACUACAGGCCUCGCCCCAUUUUACUUCGACUUCUCCCCACCUUUUGACUCUGCCAUGAGAGGAAAAUUGAAGUUUAAACAAAACCUUUACUUUUGAUACCUCCAUUCCAUUCCUCAAGAAUUCUAUAAUUUCUUACCACCUACCACCUUAAUAGAAGAAGAAGCAUAUUUACUAGUAUAGGCUUUAAUUAUGAUUGAUUAA